UUUUUGGCCUCUCCAGGCCACUGUACAUUACAUUACAUUAUUACAGCGACUUACAUUGAACAGGGACAGUCUUCCUGGAGCAACUCAGGGUUAAGUACCUUGCUCAGGGGUACAAUGGUGGCAGCAUUGAACUCCCGACCUUCUAGUGUUCUGUUUGGAAGGUGUACCACUAGACCACUAGGCCAUCACCACCAUAAUGACACGUAAAAACGUGCACACACAAACACACACUCGUAUUUUUUUAUCACGGCCCGGACAGGCGCGCUAUUUUGUGAAAGAAAACUUACAGAGACGUCCCAUAGUGGUCGUUAGCGGACAUGGCCGCGCUGUUGUGUGGAUGUUGAUGCACAUCUAUUUGCGCAUGCGUUAACCAAAGCCCGGCCAGGGGGGGGCCUAGUUUUUGCAGUUUGCUACAGAAACAAAUAACUUCAAGCAUCGCACUGAACUCCCCCGGGUCCUUAGAAACACACAUGCCAAGCGUGAAGUAGAUCGGUAGAGAGAAAAUCGAAACACACACACACACACACACACACACACACACACACACAGAGGUCUGUCAUUAUAGUAGCCUUUGAUAAUCACAAGCCACUUAAACAGGCUGGAUAAUAUUGAAAUAAAUAAUGAGGGAGGUGUGAAGGCCUAUGGACUGGUGCUGUCACACCACCCUGCAUGUAAACCGCUCAGCAUGAAGCACAACACAACGCGGGUUUUCCCCAUUCAUGAAGCCAACACUGACUCAUCCCUGAAAGUGCUUUUGGUCAUUCGGCCACAUUUUACAACUCUCAUGUUGCGUGAUGCCUCCGCUGUUCCUAAAAUAACCAGGCAACAUCAGAUCACCCCCCUCCCCCUACCCAUCCCCAUCCCUCAACCCCGCCACAUGGUUACAGUUAAGUACAUAAAUCAGGCGCCACCGCUGGUGUGAGAGCAGUAGAGGAAGACAGGAGGCACACAUGCACUUCACACCGCCGCGGCUCGUCGCUGCUACUGCAGCCGGUGCAGCGAAUGAGACUCGCGGCUUUUCUCCAUCACACGGAGGCGGAAUGGCUUGAGAUCAGAACACAAGGACUCGUCUCGAUCGGCUGAUGCGCGAUGGUUUUCUGCCAGUCUGCCUGUCUGUGUGUAUCCGACCGUCUUGCAGCGAAUUGCUGCAGUGCUGUUUUUCCAGGUGUUGUGGUGUGUGUGUGUGAGUGUGUGAGUGAGUGAGUGAGUGAACGUGUGUGCAUGGUGGUGUAGCCUGGUGUAAUUCUCUUACGAAUUGGACUAAGCCGGGGAACGGAGUCUGAUGUCACAUGUGCUUCAUCGGAGGAGACGGGGCAUCUGCAAGCUGGAUUUUGUGGAGGAUGCUGCGGCAAGUGAUACACAGAGGGCUCAAGGCUUCGUUCUACUGGCUGGGCUUAUUCGUUAGCAGGCACCCCGUUUUCUUCCUCACUGUCCCCGCGGUCCUCACCAUCAUUUUCGGAUCUACCGUGCUGAGCCGAUUCAAGCCGGAGACGGACCUGGAGGUGCUGGUCGCCCCUACUCACAGCCUGGCCAAGAUCGAGCGGAGUCUCGCCAACAGCCUGUUUCCCAUCGACCAGUCGAAGCACAAGCUGUACUCGGAUUUGCACACCCCGGGCAGAUAUGGCAGGCUGAUCCUGCUGGCUAAGUCCGGGGGGAACAUCCUGGAGCUGGCCGACCAGGUCCUGCAGGUCCACAAGCAGGUGUUGGAUUUGCGCGAUGGCCGUGUGUCCUUCAUCGGCCACCAGCUGGGCGGUGUGUCCUUUUCGGCCAACAGUCGCGACCAGCAAGUCAAGUUUGCACGCGCCGUCCAGAUCACCUACUACCUCCGCAACCAUGGACCCGUGGUGCAGGAUGCCAUCGCCGAACGCUGGGAGAACGAGUUCUGCGCCCUGGCUAGCCGGCUGUCCACGGCCGAGGCGCCCCACGCGCCCGACCAGCUCCACAUUCAGUCGCUCACCUCCUUCAGCCUGUGGAGGGACUUCCACCAGACGGGCGUGCUGGCCAAGGGGGAGGUGCUGGUCAGCCUGGUGCUGGUGCUCCUGGCCGCCACCAUCUCCAGCUCUAUGCGGGACUGCCUAAGGGGGAAGCCGUUCCUUGGCCUGCUGGGAGUGCUGACCAUCUGCAUCGCCAACGUGACGGCCGCAGGAAUCUUCUUUAUAUCGGACGGGAAGUUCAACUCUACGCUGCUGGGGAUCCCAUUCUUCGCUAUGGGCCAUGGAACCAAAGGGGUGUUCGAGCUGCUGGCAGGCUGGAGGAGAACAAGGGAAAACCUCCCCUUCAAGGAGCGUGUGGCGGAUGCUUUUGCUGAUGUAAUGGUGUGCUACACCAUGACCAGCUCCCUCUACAUCAUCACCUUUGGCAUGGGAGCUAGCCCUUUUACUAACAUUGAGUCAGUGAAAAUUUUCUGCCAAAGCAUGUGCGUUGCCAUCCUGGUCAACUACUUCUAUGUUUUCUCUUUCUAUGGCUCCUGCCUGGUGUUUGCUGGACAGCUGGAGCAGAAUCGCUACCACAGUGUUUUCUGUUGUAAAAUCCCCUCAGUGGAGUACCUGGACCGCCAGCCGACAUGGUUUAAAACCAUGAUGAGUGAUGGCCAUGACUUGUCCACACACCACGACAGCGUCCCCUACCAGAAUCACUUCAUCCAGCACUUCCUACGUGAGCACUACACAGAAUGGAUUACCAACACCUAUGUCAAACCCUUUGUGGUCAUUCUAUAUCUCAUAUACGCCUCUUUCUCAUUCAUGGGAUGUUUACAAAUCAGUGAUGGAUCAAAUAUCGUGAACCUGCUGGCUAGUAACUCUCCGAGUGUUUCGUAUGCCCUGACCCAGCAGAAAUACUUCAGUAACUACAGUCCUGUGAUUGGGUUUUACAUUUACGAGCCCAUUGAGUACUGGAACUCCACGGUGCAGGAGCACCUGAAGACCUUGAGUCAUGGCUUCAACAAGAUCUCUUGGAUAGACAACUUUUUCCACUACCUGCGGGUCGUGAACGUGAGUGCAUCAACCAAGAACGACUUCAUCACCAUUCUCAAGGGCUCCUUUCUGCGCAGCCCAGAGUACCAGCACUUCUCUGAGGACAUCAUAUUCACCAAGAACCGUGAGACUGAUGAGUACGACAUUAUCGCCUCACGGAUGUACUUGGUGGCUCGGACGACAGAAAAGAAGCGAGAAGAGGUGGUUGAGCUUCUGGAAAAGCUUCGUCCGUUGAUGCUGAUCAAUAGCAUCAAGUUCAUUGCCUUCAAUCCUACGUUUGUGUUCAUGGACCGCUACAGCUCCUCUGUCAUCUCGCCCAUCCUGACCUCAGGCUUCAGCGUACUCACAAUCCUCAUCCUCACUUUCUUCCUGGUCAUCAACCCCUUGGGGAACUUCUGGCUCAUCCUCACAGUAACGUCCGUUGAGCUGGGCGUUUUGGGUUUGAUGACCCUCUGGAACGUUGGCAUGGACAGCAUCUCAAUCCUGUGCCUUAUUUAUACCCUUAACUUCGCCAUGGAUCACUGUGUACCACACCUGUACACUUUUGUGCUAGCCAGUGAGCACACUAGGACGCAGUGCAUCAAGUCGGCACUGGAGGAGCACGGGGCGGCCAUCCUGCAGAACACAUCCUGCUUUGUGAUCGGGAUCAUGCCCUUGGUGUUUGUGCCUUCCAAUCUGACCUACACACUGUUCAAGUGCUCCCUCCUCACCGCGGGCUGCACCGUGCUGCACUGCUUCAUCAUCCUGCCCGUCUUCCUGACCUUCUUCCCACCGUCCAAAAAGAGACAUAAGAAAAAGAAAAGGGCCAAGCGUAAAGAGCGGGAGAGGGAGCGGGAGCGGGAGAGGGACAGGGAAAGGGAGGAGAUAGAGUGCAUUGAAGUCAGGGAAAAUCCUGAUCAUGUGACAAAUGUCUGA
This is a messenger RNA of Cottoperca gobio, 3887 nucleotides long. RefSeq names its product patched domain containing 4 (gene ptchd4). The transcript is spliced from 3 exons. The record is from RefSeq and is a predicted model, not a curated record. Gene Ontology annotation, cellular component: membrane. The coding region runs from base 1290 to 3887 and encodes 865 amino acids. NCBI's taxonomy places the organism in Eukaryota, Metazoa, Chordata, Actinopteri, Perciformes, Bovichtidae.